This is a messenger RNA of Darwinula stevensoni, 3724 nucleotides long. The record is from the annotation of a GenBank genome assembly. NCBI's taxonomy places the organism in Eukaryota, Metazoa, Arthropoda, Ostracoda, Podocopida, Darwinulidae.
GUGUGCUGUCGUUCACUAUCGCUGCGAGGAUUGCAUUUCAAGGACGCAUCUACGCUCACCCUCAUUCCGCAUUCCAUUCUUCCCUCUACUACAGGAUCAGAGUAGUGUGUGAGUGUGAAUCGUGAUAAAGUGAUCAUGGAGAGGAGAUUGGUGGCACCGUUGAGGAAGAAUCCCAGAACCACGUUAGAACGGAUCGAGAAGGCCAUCACGAAGAAUCUCUUCAAAGAUACCAAUCUCUAUGGCCGUCUCUAUCUGAAGACUAAGCCUGUCACCGAGUUGUACCACUGGUCACCGGAGGAGAGGAAGCAAUCAUGGUUGAAGAUCCCCAAGCCGUGGACGUGGGACUGCCCAUGGACUCCCGUGGAAAUCGGACAUUCCUUCGGCCCCACCUGGUCCACUCACUGGUUCAAGGUGGAUCAUGGAUGUCCUACCGUGGUGGUGGAGAUCCCGGAGGAAUGGAAGGGCGAGGAGGUGCAUCUGUGUUGGGAUUCCGGUUCCGAGGCUCUUCUCUUCUCAUCUGAAGGCUUUCCACUCCAGGGCCUCUCAAGCCAGCACCGGGACCGUAGGCACUACGUGAUGAGUAAGAAUCACGAUCCCUCGGCUGGAUACAGGCGAGAAUACUACAUCGAAAUGGCGUGCAAUGGGGACUUCGGGGCAGGGGCAUUCCAAAUCGGUCCGCCGGACGAGGAAAAGACGUAUCAGCUGAGGACGGUGGAGUUGAGGGUGUUCGACAACGUGGCUUUCGGUCUCAUGAUGGAUCUGGAAGUGAUGCACGACGUGGGGAGAUUCUGCUCCCCCGAUGACCCCUUCACCACCACGGCCGUCUACACUGGGAACCACAUUCUGAACCUUCUUGCCGCCGGCAAACAAUUUUCCAGGGGUGCUCUUGCCGGCUUUUGCAGAGAUGCCGUUGCGUUCGGGAAGGAGUUCUUCGCGCAGGAGAGUUCCGGAUCGGGCCACACUGCGAUUGGGAUCGGAAAUUGCCACAUCGACUCCGCCUGGCUCUGGCCAGUCCGAGAGACGAUCCGGAAAUGCGCCCGAUCCUGGUCCACCUCCAUCCGGCUCAUGGAGGAAUUCCCUCAUUACGUUUUCGCUUGCUCCCAGGCUCAGCAAUUGGAAUGGGUUCAAGACUACUACCCGAGUCUGUUCGAGGAGAUCCGCAAGUUCGCGGCGGAGGGGAGGUUCGUGCCCGUGGGGGGGGCCUGGGUGGAAAUGGAUGGGAAUAUCCCCUCGGGGGAGGCCUUCAUUCGACACUUCCUUCUUGGGCAGCGGUUCUUCCUCAAAGAAUUCGGCUUCAAGUGCCAAGAGUUCUGGCUCCCGGACACCUUCGGUUAUUCUGCUCAGAUCCCUCAGAUCCUCAAGCACGUGGGGUUGGAGUAUUUCCUCACGCAGAAGAUGUCUUGGAAUCUAGUGAACAAAUUCCCCCACAAUCACUUCGUUUGGGAAGGCCUAGAUGGCAGCACCGUAUUGGCCCAUUUCCCACCCAGCAACACCUACGUGGACGAGGUGAAAGUGGAGAACCUGGUGACUUUGAUGAAAGAAUUGAAGGACAAAGGCCGGACCCGACAGAGCGUGAUGCUGUACGGAUACGGAGACGGCGGGGGAGGACCGACCCGGACCAUGUUGGAAAGGGCGCAGCGGCUUCGACACCUUCCGGGAUUGCCCCGGGUGCAGCUCGGUGUUCCCAAGGUCUUUUGGGAGGGUCUGAAGGAGGAGGAGGCGAACCUCUGCCGGUGGGUCGGGGAACUCUACCUCGAGCUUCAUAACGGCACCUACACCACCCAGUUAAGAAAAGAGGCCGAGCUGAAGCGACUGAACCGUCGAUGCGAACGGAGCCUUCAAGACGUGGAAUUCCUUCUCACCCUCCUCAUUGCAAAAAAGAUGAUCGACGACGACACGCUCGCGAGGCUGAAAUCGGAGCUGGUUGGUGGAUGGAAGAAGGUGCUGCUGAAUCAGUUCCACGACAUCCUGCCCGGGAGCUCCAUCGAGAUGGUGAACGUGGAAGCGAGGCAGACUUUCCAGGAAGUCCUCAACUUGACCGGGAAUCUUCAACGGCACGCCCUGCAAAUCUUAGGAAAGAGAGGCCCGAGUGGAGUAGGUGAUACCUCUGCCAGUACUCUAUUCGUAAAUCCUCUGUCUUGGCAAGUUGAAAAAGUCUGUCGAAUCGGUGGGUACUUGCCCGAAGUGAAGGGGGACAUCCAAAAGAUCCCCGCAUCUGAGGAAGCCUUUGUCUUCGUUUCCUUGGAUCCCCUGUCGGUUCAGUCCGUCAACAAGUUCCUCUCUCCUUCUGCGCCUGUCACCAUUGGAAAGGUAGGGGGUUACUUCAGUUUGGAGAACUCAAACCUCCGUGCAAAGAUCGACCAAUACGGGCGUUUGAUCAGCCUGUGCGUGAAAAAGGCCAGUCCGGAGGAUGAGGAUAACGGGGACGGGGAUGCGGACUCGGAAUGGCGUGAAGCCGUGCCCCGGGGCCAAUACGCCAAUCAGCUCUGCCUCUUCCAGGACAUUCCUCUCUUCUGGGACGCUUGGGAUGUGAUGGACUAUCACCUCGAGACCCGAACCCCCCUCAAUGGUGGCUUUGGGGCAGAGAUGGGAACCCCGAAGGAAGUGGAGGGGAUGUCGGGUCCGCUGGUGGUGGCCGUGGAAUGGUCCAUGAAAGUGGGGGACAAGUCCCAGCUUCUUCAAAGGAUCUCCCUCUCUGCUGACUCUCCUUAUCUGGAAAUGGACACUACUGUCCACUGGUUCGAAUCUCACAAGAUGCUCAAGGUGGAGUUUCCGAUGAAUGUGUUGUGUCGGGAGGCGACAUACGACAUCCAGUUCGGGCAUUUGAGGAGACCCACGCACGCAAACACAUCGUGGGAUGCGGCCAAGUUUGAAGUUUGCGGCCACAAGUGGGGAGAGAUGGGAGAACAUGGGUUCGGGGUCGGGGUGUUGAACGACGGGAAGUACGGAUGGAAUGCAACGGGGAACAUCCUUUCCCUCUCUCUCCUUCGAUCUCCCAAGAGCCCCGACGCGAAUGCAGACAUGGGGACUCAUAAUUUCAGAUAUGCCAUCUUCCCUCAUCAUGGGACAUUCCAAGAAGCAGGUAUAAUCCAGAGAAGCUACGAAUUCAACAUGGACUGGACCUCUAGCCAAAUCUCGGGAUCUCUCAGUCACACCCUGGGCGAGGUGUCGCAUCCGGGAGUGAUCUUGGAGACGGCGAAACCGGCCGAGGACGGAAACAAGAGUUAUGUGCUUCGUCUGUACGAAGCGUUCGGGGCCCGAGUACAGAACGUCAGGGUGAAGUUGGUGGGGGACGUGAAGAGCGUGGCCCUGUGCUCAGGGCUGGAGGAGAAGAAACGCGAGCUCAUUCUUCUCCCAAACAAUUCCAUCCAACUGAGUUUCACCCCUUUCCAAAUCCACAGCCUCUUCGUCACCGUCGAUUGAAGCGUUUCCCUGCUCAUUCUUUUCUUUUUCGAUGUGCUUAAAGGUGCGACGAUGUGUGUGCCCCAUAGGAAGUUUCAAGAAUUGCUACAUUUUUGCUUCGUGUUUGCUUUAGUUCAUAAAGUGCAUGGAAUCUCAACGGAGUAUUUAGUUCGUAGUUCUGCCUGACCUGUAUAUCCUCAACGUGCUCCUCCCCUCGUAGGAGAGGAAGCAUGGAAUCGCAAGCGAUCCCAGAUUGGCCCUCUGCCUUCACCCACGAUGACGUACUAUCAAAGUACAGAGUACAGGUUUUAGAACAAUGGAG